AUGGAACUACAGGACUGCUCGCUGCGCCUCAUGCGGCACUUUAUGUGUUGCAUAUUGCUCUUGCCACCUCGUCCUCAACUGCAUCUGAAGCUGUUCUAUAGUCUGAGUAUCUUGACUUAUCUCAUCAUCAUUACGCAUUGGCGCUUUGGCUUCAAGUACGAAGUGAACUAUGAUUAUAUGAAUGAUUAUUUCUCGCUCGCUGUUGAUUUCUUUAAUUUCAUCGCCUUAAUUUCGGGACAUGUGACUGUUGCCCUGGAAUUGAUCUGGAAGAAUCGCAGCAUUGUCAUCGACCAGAAGUUUCAAGAGCUACAAAACACUUUGCACGAGAAAUUGGGACACAAAGUGAAUGUGAAGAGAAUUCAAUUGCAUUGCAACUUGGUUUUCAGUUUUCUCUUUCUUCGAGUUAUUGUGCUAACAAUUAUGACUCUGAUGAACUUUACAACCACAAACACCUAUUUUCUCUACGUGUUGAACUUCUAUUCGGAAAUGGUGGAAAUUCUGCGCUGCUGUGAAUUCAUUUUGCACGGAGUUCUUGUGCUGUCCAUCUAUCAGGAAUUGAACUCUGCGAGUUCUCAGUUGAUUUUCGAACUACAGACGAAAGACAAUUUGUGUGUGGAACGCAUAUUUGUGAUGCAAGAGCUGCAUCAACUGUUGUGGAGCACACAGCGUGAGAUUGAGAAAAACUUUGAGCUGAGUAUCAUUGUGAUUAUGAUGAAGAACUUUGUGGACACCUCGGUUAUUCCUUACUGGUUGUAUGUCAGCAGAAAAUUUGACAAUUUUGCACUGCAUUCAUGGUGCAUUACUGAGGAAAUUGGCAAACUUUUGGAAGUGAUUAUUCCUUGCUGGAUUAGCACACGUUGUGAUUAUCUACAAAGAAAGCUGCGCUCUCAGUUUCAUGGAGUUUACUCAGAUCGAAACAAUGAGCAACUAAAUGAGGCUUUACUUAGAAUCUCAAGUCAGUUGACUCAGGAAAGAUGUCAUUAUCGCAUUGGUGGCUUUAUAACGCUUAAUAAUGAAAUGCUGGGAAGGUUCCUUUUCGGUGUUGUCAGCUACAUUUUCAUUUGCAUACAGUUUCGGAUCAACUUUUAUUCACAUGAAGCCGACAUCUUGCAUUUGCAGAGACUUCACAAUCGGACAGAGACAUCGUAUCUGUAUAUUAAAUUAUAAAAGGCAGAAGAGUUUUAGAUUACAAAAUGUCAGAAAAUAAAAUACUUUAAAUACUUGCUUUUAAAAAUCAAAGAUAGCAUUUCAGCUGUCUGUU
Messenger RNA from Drosophila nasuta, 1261 nucleotides. Its product is annotated as putative gustatory receptor 98a. Bases 1 to 1167 code for a protein of 388 amino acids. Gene Ontology annotation, cellular component: membrane. Gene Ontology annotation, biological process: sensory perception of taste. The record is from RefSeq and is a predicted model, not a curated record. NCBI's taxonomy places the organism in Eukaryota, Metazoa, Arthropoda, Insecta, Diptera, Drosophilidae. The transcript has 3 exons.